Cotesia congregata is the source of this 1071-nucleotide messenger RNA. NCBI's taxonomy places the organism in Eukaryota, Metazoa, Arthropoda, Insecta, Hymenoptera, Braconidae. The record is from the annotation of a GenBank genome assembly.
AUGGCUUUUCAUUUUCAGUCGGCUGUUCGAGGGAUCGCAAAACGAUCUUUUUCUACUUCAAAAUGGGCUACCGCACAGCAGAUGACUGUCAGAGAUGCUUUAAAUUCAGCCCUGGAUGAAGAAAUGGAACGAGAUGAACGAGUAUUUUUGAUGGGCGAAGAAGUUGCUCUUUACGAUGGUGCUUAUAAAGUUUCUCGGGGCCUUUGGAAAAAAUACGGCGAUAAACGUGUAAUUGAUACUCCAAUUACUGAGUCUGGCUUUGCUGGUCUUACGGUUGGAGCAGCUAUGGCUGGAUUACGACCCGUGUGUGAAUUUAUGACUUUCAAUUUUGCCAUGCAAGGAAUUGAUCAAAUAAUAAACUCAGCAGCUAAAACAUUUUAUAUGUCUGCGGGUAAAGUAAAUGUACCAAUAGUAUUUCGGGGACCUAAUGGUGCAGCCUCAGGUGUAGGUGCUCAACAUUCUCAAUGUUUUGGAGCUUGGUACGCACAUUGUCCUGGCUUAAAAGUUAUUUCUCCUUACAAUAGUGAAGAUUGUAAGGGCUUACUAAAAGCUGCCAUUCGUGAUCCUGAUCCAGUAGUAUUCUUGGAGAAUGAACUUCUUUAUGGUGUUCAAUAUCCAAUGUCAGACGAGGCAAUGUCAAAAGACUUUGUUCUACCUAUUGGUAAAGCUAAAAUCGAACGGCCAGGUAAACAUAUCACUUUAGUAGCACAUUCCAAAGCUGUUGAACUUGCCCUGGAAGCUGCCAACGAGCUUGCUGGUAAAGGAAUAGAAGCUGAAGUUAUCAAUUUACGAUCACUUAGACCUCUAGACACGGAAACUAUUCUCAAAUCAAUAUCAAAGACCCAUCACCUUGUUUCUGUAGAACAAGGAUGGCCGACGUGUGGCAUUGGUGCAGAAAUUUCUGCAAGAAUUAUGGAGAGCGAAGCAUUUUACCAUCUUGAUGCACCGGUUAUACGUGUUACGGGUGCUGAUGUUCCGAUGCCAUACACCAAAUCAUUGGAAGCUCUGGCUCUUCCACAAUCCCAAGAUGUUGUUAAAACAGUUAUAAAACUUUUAGGUGCAUCGCAGUAG